This is a messenger RNA of Leopardus geoffroyi (Geoffroy's cat), 3804 nucleotides long. It is a transcript of the gene ADCYAP1, whose product is annotated as adenylate cyclase activating polypeptide 1. Gene Ontology annotation, cellular component: perikaryon; neuron projection; extracellular region. Gene Ontology annotation, molecular function: pituitary adenylate cyclase activating polypeptide activity; peptide hormone receptor binding; neuropeptide hormone activity. NCBI's taxonomy places the organism in Eukaryota, Metazoa, Chordata, Mammalia, Carnivora, Felidae. Gene Ontology annotation, biological process: neuropeptide signaling pathway; neuron projection development; positive regulation of GTPase activity. The coding region runs from base 735 to 1265 and encodes 176 amino acids. The record is from RefSeq and is a predicted model, not a curated record. The transcript is spliced from 9 exons.
UCUGGUCACCUCUUAUGAAAACUGGGCCUUAGAAAACUUUAGCUUUCUUAAGCUGACCAGGUUAGAAAACAUACCAAUUCCAUGGCCUAAGGGUCAUCGCCAGUAGACAGGCGUAUCUGAAGAUGGGAAAUAAAUUCUUCUCUUACCCUGAGAACACUCCCACUAGUUUUCCAAGGAAAUUGCAGUGCAUGUCUCAAUUCAAAACCAUGAAAGAAGAAUGGGCUUCCUGAGUACAGAUGCAAGAUUCAACCUUGAGAAAUUUGGUCACAUCUGAUAGGUCAUGGAGCUCCAACUAAAACUCAGAAGAGAAGAUCUUCCUUACAACAUUUGCAAAAGCGGUCACAAAAACUUGUUUAGGAUAUUGGGUUUCCUGGAUCCUCUCCAUGCUUUUCUUCCUGCAAUUAAGCCUUAUAUGAUCUGAGGAUUUAGACCGAAGUAGAGAGAAGACUUUCUUCCUUUUGGCUUUUAAGAGGACAUGUUCUGGAAAUCUUGGGAGAAUCUGGCAGAUGCUACACAGUGAAGUCUGGGUUCCGUGCGUCUGCAAACUUUUGAACAGAAUACUGGCCUCAGCAAACAAGUCCUCCAGCUCCUCCUGCUGCUGCUGCUCAUUCCUGCGGCUCCUCAGACACUAACGCCAGACGGUGAUGCCUCUUGGGUUGUGACUCCAGCGCAGAAACUUGGAGGAGCCCUUUGCCCGCCGUCCUACUUGGCAACAAAGCCUCUCCUAGCAGCGAAUGACCAUGUGUAGCGGAGCGAGGCUGGCCCUCCUGGUCUACGGGAUAAUAAUGCACAGCAGCGUCUACUGCUCACCUGCCACCGCAGGACUCCAGUUCCCUGGAAUCAGGCCGGAGGACGAAGCGUACGACGAGGACGGAAACCCGCAGCAGGACUUCUACGACUCAGACCCGCCGGGCGUGGGGAGCCCCGCCUCCGCGCUGCGCGACGCCUACGCGCUCUACUACCCCUCAGAGAAGAGAGAUGUCGCCCAAGGGAUCCUUAACAAGGCCUACCGCAAAGUACUGGACCAGCUGUCCGCCAGGAAAUACCUGCAGACGCUCUUGGCCAAGGGCUUGGGUGGGAACCUAGGCGGCGGCCCGGAGGACGACUCAGAGCCUCUCUCCAAGCGCCACUCAGACGGAAUCUUCACCGACAGCUACAGCCGCUACCGGAAACAAAUGGCUGUCAAGAAAUACUUGGCGGCAGUCCUAGGGAAAAGGUAUAAACAAAGGGUUAAAAACAAAGGACGCCGAAUAGCUUAUUUGUAGCGAUGAGUUACCAGCUACCCUGUGUAUACAAUCCUGACACUAUGAAAAGUCACUUUCCCAACUGACUGAACAGUCAUCUCUCAUGUGUUCUAUCCAAACAUGUAUUUAUGUAUGAAGUAAAGCCAUUAAAUGAAUAUUUUGAUAAUAAUAUUGUUUUUCUUUUUACAAAGCACUAGAGAAUGCACAGAUAUACUUUGUGGACCAAUUAUUGAUAUAUAUAUAUAUAUAUAUAUAUAUAUAUAUAUAUUACAAAUAUAUAUAUUAAGAAUAUAUAUAGGUAUAAUAGACAGCAGUUCAUACAAAGUGUGCACAAGGAUUGAAAAUUCGCCUGAGCUGUUUAUGUUUUUAUAUAAAAUAAAUAGAAAAAUAGACAAUCAUUGUUUUGAAUAUUACUCCUAUUUUUAUAAAAUGGAAUUAAAAGGAUAGUAUUUUUAUCCAUGACAGGCCUGAAGAUAUUAAUACUGACCAUUUGCUACUGUACAUAAUGAUGCCCUGCUCCAGGGAGAUUUGGAGGUAAUGAUUUGGGAGCAUUGCUGAAGGGUGUUCUUUCCUAGUGAGCCUUUGGGCCAGGCUGCUUCAGUCCCAGAGGAACUCAACUAGGCACUGUCCCCCUUUGUCCCCCUCACUGGGUGGCAAUUCCAAUACUUCUGCUUUCUUUGGUUCUACUUUUAUGUGCAUUUGUCUCUCUUUAGACUCUCAGCCCAGAAGGAAAUUCUCCUGAUAAAAAACAACAGCUCGAUCCAAAUUGUGCUUCUCCCCAGAAUUCACACCACUCCCUGGGGAAAGUGUUGGGGGGUUGUACAGAGAAGGGAGACUUGGGUCUUGAAGCUCCCGUGAAGCUCCCUUUUCUGUACUUCCAGGAAACCCGAUAUCCCAAGGUUAAGGCAAUUCGAACAAAGAGAAGGAAAUGUAGGUAUGUUGGAAGAGGCAGAGCAUAAGGCAGUCGGAGGAGGAGGACCCUGGAGAGGGACUGGUUUGGAGCUGCCCUGCGUCUGGGACGCGGAGGGUAAGCCCAGCCCCACUGUAGGUCCCCUGCCUGACUGACUUUGGGCGCUGGAUAUUGGAAAUGGAUGCAAAGUACAAUGUGUUUUUCUCCAGUGCUGUCAAUGCUUCUCAUCUUGUGAAAUGACCAGGAUACUCCCCUUUGAAUACGGCUCUGUAGGAGCCAUCCUUUUCUUUGGCGGUUUUCUGAAGACUCUUCUUUCCCACUCUUCUGCACUGUUGAAGUACCGUUUACCAUUUUUCAUUCAUUUCUCUUAAACUUGUGAAUGCUUCUUUUUUUGUUGUUUGAUGUGAGUACUUAAUUGUAAAGUUUAGGAACCCCUGUGUAGUUACCAGUAAGUAAUUAUGCACUAAAUAUGAACGAACCUUUUGUUUCUUGUUUAUUGAGUUUGUAGGUAAAAUGUAUUUUUCUACAUUAUGGCUUAUUGCUUAGUAAAAUUUAUUUCAUAAAACCAACCUUUGUCAUAUUAGAAUGUGUAGUGUUCACAUGUUGCUCAGUUUUACUAACUGAUAAAUCAUUUAAACCUCAUCUUCAUAUGUAUGAGUACUAUCUUAUAUUUGUGGUCAAGAGUGAAGUAAGCAAGCUCCAACAGACCCUGAGAACCUCCCCCUUUGUAUCCUUUCCUGGCUACUGAAAGCAUGUCUGUCUGUUUCCUAUCAAUUCCUUGAACAUGUGAGUAAUCUCUAUAAACAAAAGAACCUUCACCCAGCAGCCAGAUCAAGCUACAGCAGGCAAACAAGCCAAACUCCCAAAAUUCAGGCACAAAUUCUUUUGGAAAAUAAAAAAAGAGAACAAGAAAAGAUUAAACAUUAGCUUGUAAAGUUUAAAGGACCUUUCCUUUUCCUUUAUGGAUUUGAUUCAAUAUGAAGUCAUAAAUCAAAGAAAACAGAAUUGGAUUUGCAUUCCCAGGCGGGAUGGAUGCUGCCAGGAGAUCACAUUGCAAGCAGUGAAAGCACAGAGGCAUUCGAUCUAUGCCUGAGUCCUAAGUACGGGAUCAAUCUUUCUUUAAUUCUGCAGUCUCCUCAGGCAAUGUGACACGGGAUGCAGUUUGCAGCUUUAGUGCCUUUCUUCGCCUUUUAAAUUGCCACGAAUCACAGAUGGCUAUUUAGUGGCCCUACAAUGCUGCAACACAUCGGCUUGCAUUUUAGUCUUAAUUAUUUGUUUCUUGGAUAAUGGGCAGAGUUUUCUGUAUUUGUGUCAGCUGUUAGUGGUGAAAUAGGGCUCUAGUUAACCUUUUAUUUAUGAAGUCUAAUUUAGUGUUCCCGUGGCUAGUUGCAAGCAUUUACAGUGAUCACCCAGUUUAAUCUUUUGUAUACUUUUUAGAAAUGCCAAGAGCCUUACUAACCUGGAGCAGAUUUAUGAUAUAGUGAUAAUUUAGGUAGAUGUUAGUCUUGAAGCUCUUAUUUUGUGUGCAACUGAUUAUAAAAACAUCUUAACCAAGUAUUAUUACACACAUGAUAUCUAUAACUAGGACUUUGAUAACUGUUAUAUAAAGUGUGUAAAAUUUGUAUGAAUAAAUUUUUGUAAACAAUGCAA